Populus euphratica (Euphrates poplar) is the source of this 1382-nucleotide messenger RNA. RefSeq lists its product as uncharacterized. Lineage: Eukaryota; Viridiplantae; Streptophyta; Magnoliopsida; Malpighiales; Salicaceae. Bases 577 to 1302 code for a protein of 241 amino acids. The transcript has 2 exons. The record is from RefSeq and is a predicted model, not a curated record.
UGGAGUUUGGUAGUGGAGGUUGUACCGUACUUUUUUUUUUUUGUUUUUAAGUUCUAAAUUAAUUUUUUUUUAUUGUGUUUUUACCUAAACCAGCAUUUUGAUGUUUUUGAGGCCAGCCCAAAUGAUAUCAGAGGCCUACAAGAAACAGAAGCUCUUUCUUACACGCAUAGGUCCAAUCCAGUGUGUCGCCAAGAAAGAAACGGAGGCUAUGGUUAGACUGAUUCCGGGUUGUAUCGAGCUCUUUUCUGUCAGUACACUUCGCAGAUCAGUGGAGCCAUGAUUUUUCUGGUAAUGUACAAAAAGAGGGAGUGGCGCUCAACCCUCUUAUUGUCUGCUUGCAUCAAGUUUGGAGCUAAUGAAGCACUUUGCAAAUUCAUCAAGAGAACAUAGAUUAUACACGCUAACAAAUGAAACAAGCAAUGAUGGGCUGCUGCUGCUGCAGACUAUAAAAAAACACAGAUAGUGUUGCAGCCAUGAUCUCUUAAGCAUUGUUGGUGGCUCCACCCCCCGUCCGCCUCAGUUUAUUGUUGAUGAUACUGGGAAGACUACAUCUGAUCUCAGCCAUGCCUGUCUGUUAUGGCAGAAAAAAGGAUCAAUUUAUCCCCAGUAUGGAUAAAAGCCACAUUAUCUGAUAUAGUUUUGUCCACUAUUUAUGGACUAACUUCUCGCCAGUUAUGGACCACCUGGGCUAAUCGCUUUGCACCUCCCUCUCCCUCCCGUAUCUUCCAUCUCAAAAGACUCUUCUACACACCUCGACAGCCCUGCCAAAUUUGUGGCAAAACAAAUCACCAAGCACUCAACUGCUAUAACAGGAUGCAUUUUUCUUACCAAGGGAGUCAUCCUCCAUCUCAACUUGCAGCAUUAAGAGCCCAAUCAAAUGUCCACAUCACAGAUGAUCUUGACCACUUAUCUCUGCAACAACAGUCGUAUCAAGGUGCAGACACAGUUACAGAGGUCAACGAUCUUGGUCCACUCUCAUUCUUCUUGGGUAUUCAAGUCACAAGAACUACCGAUGGUCUUCACCUUCAUCAAGUAAAAUAUGUGACUGAUUUACUUCAUCGAACUAAGAUGGUGGGUGCCAAACCCUUGUCCACUCCUUGCAGUUUUGGUGGGAAGUUAUCAAAGUUUUCGGGUGGCCCCCUUUCUGACUCGACAAAAUAUCGCUCAAUGGUAGGAGCUUUGCAAUAUCUUACCCUCACAAGACCUGACAUCUUCUAUAGUGUCAACCAGUUUUGCCAAUUCCUGCAUUCUCCAACAACAGUGCACCUAACUGCUACUAAACAUAUUUUAAGGUAUCUAUAGGGCAAUCUUACGUUUGGUCUACAAUUCACCAAGGGUUCUCUGCAACUAAAUAGCUUCUAUGACUCCAAUUAGGCCGGGGG